AUGGCUGCUGUGGAUCUCGGCCGGUACCGUCGAAUCGUGCAGAUAUUCUGGGAUCCUGAGCCUACAAAUGACUACCGGGUCGACCUUCCCGUCUGGUGCUUGGGUCGGUCAUACAAUCUAAGCACCAAGGCUGGUAAAGAUAAGGGCAGCCGUGGCCAGACGCAGCCUACAACAGACACUGCCAGUUCCCAGACCAACGUUAAUAGCCCAUCACCAGUGCCCCCAGCUCUGGGUCCCGAGACUCCUCCCGAUUCAGUGUCCAGCAGUUUCUCCUCCUCUUUGGCGUACGACGAUGAUUACUCUGUUCAAGAUGGAGGUUGGCCCGCUGCAUUCUUGGAUGAUUUCGAGUCCAAGUUCUGGAUGACAUAUCGGUCCGAAUUCGAGCUUAUAGCCAAGUCUACUGAUCCUCGCGCUUCAUCAGCGUUGUCCUUGUCGAUGCGGAUCAAGAGUCAGUCUCUGACCAACGCCCAAGAGCAACCGUCUUUGAGGGUAUAUUCUACUGGCGAUGGACCGGACGUUUACGAGGACAAAUUUAUGAAGAUUGCGAAGCCUGAUGGCACUCGAUUCCAUCCGACACUCAUUCUGGUGGGUACGAGGCUGGGUAUCGACAAGAUCACACCUGUCUACUGGGAUGCUCUGAUCGCUGCUCUACAGAUGCCACAGUCCGUAGGUAUCGCCGGGUGA
This is a messenger RNA of Colletotrichum chrysophilum, 684 nucleotides long. RefSeq lists its product as uncharacterized. The record is from RefSeq and is a predicted model, not a curated record. Bases 1 to 684 code for a protein of 227 amino acids. Lineage: Eukaryota; Fungi; Ascomycota; Sordariomycetes; Glomerellales; Glomerellaceae. The transcript has 2 exons. Gene Ontology annotation, molecular function: protein-phosphatidylethanolamide deconjugating activity.